AUGAUCUAAUCGCAAUCUGCCCUUGCCCUCCAUGUCGCGUCUCCCCGCCGAGCUAUGGGAGCAAAUCAUCUCCCAUCUGAACGCAUCGCACACCGAUCUGCGCGCCUGCUCCUCCGUCAGCCCGACCUUCCGCUUCGCCGCGCAGGCGCUGCUCUUCGCGGACCUGAUGCUCAACACGCGCGUCGAAACGGGGCGCUUCAUCGCCGUCGCCCGCGCCUCGCCGCACCUCAGCACGCACGUGCGCCGCCUCGCGCUCGUCGUCGGCCGCGUGCACGGCGAGAUCCCCGCGCUCGUGCGCGGCUGCGCGUGGCCGAAGCUGCGCGAGCUCGAGCUGCACCAGGUCCCGCUCGUCGUCGCGGACGCGCCGUUCCACGCGCUGUGCGGGUUCCUGGCGAUGCGCACCGUCCGGGAGCUGACCAUCUCGUUCACCCCGCCGUCGGCGGCGUCCCUGCGGCGCUUCCUCGGGGCGUGCAGCGCGGACCUCGACAACGUGACGAUCUGGCAUUGCGAGCAGUCGGAGUCGUCCGACGCGAUAGGCGACGAUUUUGCGAAUUUGACGCAUACCAUCGCUCCUGCGUCGCGCAGACCGCUUAUCCGGACGCUGAAUUUGAUUCGGAGCUCGGCCGCGGCGUCGAUACUCCUCGAUCCCCUCUCGCCGCUGGAUCUCGCCGAGCUGCGGGAGCUCCACCUCGACCGGGUUGAUGCACCCGUGUGGAAUGUUUUCCUGCGCGAGACGGGGCACGGGAUCGAGAAAAUCUACUUGGACGCCCACGAUGCGCUGCAUCACAUCGACGUGUCGCUCCUCCCCUCUCUGUGCGCGAUCCACUUCACGAACCUGUCGACCAACAUCACGGGAUUCAUCCGCGGGCUCAAACCCCCGAACGGGAUCCGCACCGUCUUCAUCCUCAUAUCGGAUCUCGACGUCAGCGACGGCUCCCUCCAGAAAUUCGGAGCAGAUUUCGAGAGCGCCGUGGUGGAGCGGCUGACUGCGAUCGAGAGGAUCGUGGUAGACAUUUUGUUUAUACAGAGUGAGAUGGAGCAGGUGGAGGUCGACGCGGUGCUGCGCAGUGCGCUGCCUGAACUGUCGGGGAAGGGAAAGGUAUAUACCAGCGCGGGGAAAGUAGCGGGCUGAAGUCCUGGUCGACAUGCCGGUGAUGUGUGGAAUCGAUAUGGGCUAUCUAAUCUCUGAUGAGGCUCCAUCGUGACCAGAGGCUGUUGCAUAACGAAAACCAAAGCUGUUUGCUCAACAUAGUAUUGUGGUGACUUUUUCGCAAAAAAAGCGAAUUUCGUCAAGAAAGUAACUGUGAUGUCUUAUUAGUGAACUGAACGGAGCUAAGGGGGUCCUUUGUCGAAGAUCAAUCUGUCUACUGGUUUACACACCGAGGGA
Messenger RNA from Mycena citricolor, 1387 nucleotides. NCBI's taxonomy places the organism in Eukaryota, Fungi, Basidiomycota, Agaricomycetes, Agaricales, Mycenaceae. The record is from the annotation of a GenBank genome assembly.